Messenger RNA from Hypomesus transpacificus, 2377 nucleotides. It is a transcript of the gene tmem151ba, whose product is annotated as transmembrane protein 151Ba. The record is from RefSeq and is a predicted model, not a curated record. The coding region runs from base 514 to 2040 and encodes 508 amino acids. The transcript has 2 exons. Lineage: Eukaryota; Metazoa; Chordata; Actinopteri; Osmeriformes; Osmeridae.
UGUACUCAUAUUAGGGGGUGUGAUUUGCACUUCAGGGCCACCGUAGUGUAGCCUACCUGGAGACUGCCGUACUCACUCAGGCGCGAUGCCGCGACCGUAUUUACAUUUUCUCACUACAUCUCGGAACGCGCACGUGUGCAAGGUUUGUCUUUGUCCAUCAUUGCUCGCAGUAGGUAUGCUACUGUUUUCUUCAGCAGAUGAUAGAAACAGUUUUCAUGCCUGCUUACAUCCACGACAUCCAUGGUCUUUUCAAAAUCGUUCGUCAAUCUCAAGAGCCGUUUAGAAGGACAAGCUUUUAAUUUCUACGUCUUCAAACAGAGCUGGCACGGGCACUGAAAAAUUGGCUUUGGGUACUCGUAGCCACGCAACGCUCUUCACAGACGCUGUGGGGUUGCUCUGAAGAUUGGAGAAUCCUAAACAUGUAGGGUUCCCUCUUGCAAUUUUGCGUUUGGAUGAUGUAUAGUUUGACAAUUGGUGAGUUUGUGGUGCACAGAGAUUUGGAAAACGGUCAACAUGUCCCCAGCAUCGGCUGCAACGGGCAGUGAGAGCAGUACCAUAACCGUUCCCGAAGAAGACACGGAAAGCCGCCGCGAGGAGCAGCGGCCCCUGAAACAGUCUCUGAGUAAGUCCCUGUGUCAUGAGAGCCACUGGAAAUGCCUGCUCCUGUCCCUGCUCAUGUAUGGCUGCGUGGGGGCCAUGGCCUGGUGCCAUGUGACCAAAGUGACGCGCCUCUCCUUCGACAGUGCCUACAAAGGGAAGUCCAUGAUGUACCACGAGAGUCCCUGCUCCAACGGUUACAUCUACAUUCCCCUGGCCUUCCUGGUGAUGCUGUACAUUGUGUACCUGGUGGAGUGCUGGCACUGCUACUCCAGGAACGAGAUGCAGUACAAGGUAGACGUGGACAGCGUGGCCGAGCGCAUCCAGCGCAUGCAGCAGGCUACGCCCUGCAUCUGGUGGAAGGCCAUCAGCUAUCACUACGUCAGGAGGACCCGCCAGGUGACGCGCUAUCGUAAUGGUGACGCCUACACCACCACGCAGGUGUACCACGAGCGCGUCAACACCCACGUGGCAGAGGCCGAGUUUGACUACGGCAGCUGCGGGGUGAAGGACAUCUCCAAGCACCUUUUGGGCCUGGAGGGCUUCCCCAUCACCAGGCUGAGGUUCACCAAGUGCUUUAGCUUCGCCAAUGUGGAAUCUGAAAACUCCUACCUGACGCAGCGAGCCAGGUUCUUCACAGAGAAUGAGGGUCUGGAUGACUACAUGGAGGCUCGAGAGGGGAUGCACCUGAAGAAUGUAGACUUUAAGGAAUACAUGAUUGCUUUCUGUGACCCGGACCACCUCCCCUGGUAUGUGUCGAGCUGUGUCUUCUGGGUGGCCGCUGCCUUCACCUUCUCCUGGCUUCUGCGGGUGUUCACAGAGUACCGUACUGCUUGUGUGCACUACCACGUGGAGAAGCUGUUUGGCUUCGAUUACGUCCCUGUCACGCCCUCAGAAGAACGGCCCUUCUGCCGCCACAUCCCCCGGGUCAACACUAUUGACAGCACAGAGCUGGAGUGGCACAUCCGCUCCAACCAGCAGCUAGUGCCCAGUUACUCUGAGGCGGUCCUCAUGGACCUGGCCCAGAUCUCGGGGAACUCCAACACCUUUUCAGUGUGCGGCGGUUAUGGAAGCUACCGUCAGAACUGCGAACGCUGCCAUCGCACCAUCAGCAGCUCCUCCAUCUUCUCCCGCAGCGCUCUCAGCAUCUGCAACGGCGGCAGCCCCCGGAUCCCCUUCAGUGCCAGCCGCUUCUCUCUAGGACGCCUGUACGGCUCAACGCGGAGCUGCUUCUGGCGGAGCAGCGGGAGCCUGAAUGAGCCGUCAUGCCCCACGGAGAGCACACGCUGCCUGUCGGAACAGCAGGCCAGCCAGGAGAAUCCCCCAGACUACCAGGAGGCCCUCUACUUCCCUGUGCUCAUCGUGCACCGCAACGAGGGCUGCCUUAACCACGACCACCGCGCCCUGCACAGGAAUGGCUCCUGUGUGGAGACCUCCCUAUGACCCAGAGCUCCCAGACUUGAUCUGUCUGGAUGGAAUGUAGGUUUCUCCUGGAGAGCACUGAUUGGAUAAGAAACCUUAUGUUCUACUCCUGGGUCAAAUAUGGAUCUACUUUUUUUUUUUUUACGACUAAAGAGAUAAACAUACUGGAUUAAUGCAGCUUUUGGAUGCGUUUCCCUUGAGCCAGUCUGAAAUAAACACAAUUAACUUUAUGGGUCUAUUACACAAUGUGUGUUUAGUACAUCUAAUUUCAUAAGUACAUUCAGUCAGGGAAAGACUUGGGGCCUCAUUUACUAACAGGAUUGCGCCCAUUUCAGGCGUAAAAUAGUGGGUAAAGACA